Molecule: messenger RNA, 2097 nt
Organism: Perognathus longimembris pacificus (Pacific pocket mouse)
Lineage: Eukaryota; Metazoa; Chordata; Mammalia; Rodentia; Heteromyidae
Gene: Lrriq3
Product: leucine rich repeats and IQ motif containing 3
Exons: 11
Coding region: 157-2097 (646 amino acids)
Molecular function (GO): protein binding
Source: RefSeq, a predicted model, not a curated record
AGUCCCUGAGAGUCCUGAUGGGGUUGAGGCAGACGCUUGCUCCGUUUCCUUAGCAACAGACUUUGGAGCAGAUGGCCACCUAGAGAUUUGUUGGUCUGUGCAGGGUCUGAGCUGCUAUUUUUCCAGCUCGUAAGGCCUUACAGCCCUGUUGACCCGAUGUUUCAUGGAACAAUCUUAAAAGAGCUAACUAGUCAUGAAGAAUGGAGUCACUAUAAUGAAAAUAUAGUUGAAAAUCAAAAAGAUUUUGUUUUUGUGAAAUUUAAUGGCCUUCACUUAAAAUCAAUGGAAAAUUUGCAAUCAUGCAUCUCUCUUAGAGUAUGCAUGUUCUCAAACAAUUUUAUUACAGAUAUUUAUCCACUGAAAAAUUGUAUAAAAUUAAUCAAACUUGACCUCCAUGGAAAUCAGAUAAAGACUCUACCAGAUACCACAUUUUGGCAAGGAUUAAAGAAUCUCCAACUUCUUUAUCUUCAUGACAAUGGGUUUGCAAAGUUAAAGAAUGUGUGUGUGCUAUCUGCCUGUCCAAACCUCACUGCCCUCACUAUGUUUGAUUGUCCAGUCAGCCUUAAACCAGGAUACAGACAUGUUCUUGUUAAUAGUAUAUGGGCUCUAAAGGCAUUGGAUCAUCAUGUGAUUUCUGAUGAAGAAAUAAUUCAGAACUGGCAUCUUCCUGAAAGAUUCAAAGCAUUUAACCGCCGGCUUUUCUUUAAUUUCUGCCCUGCAUUGAAAAAGGGAUCAAGCUAUGAGGAUGAAAUUAAUAAUGUGAAAUUUGUUAUCUCAAGAAUUAAUAAAAUUCUGGCUCAUAAUUCACCAGUUUUGAUCGUUCAGAGAUGGAUCCGUGGUUUCCUAGUUAGAAAAGAAUUGAGCCCAGUUUUUUUUUUAAAAAUGCCUUCAUUGUUAUUUAAAAGACAUCAGAAAAAAAUUUCUAAGACAUAUGAAGGAAAAUGGUUUUAUAUAACUAGAGGAUAUCAAGACAAAUUCUUCCGUGAUAUCUUUAAGAAACCUGAAACUAAUAUAAAAGGAAAGCUUACAUCCUUGAAAUCUAAUAUUUAUUCUCCUAUUGAUAUUAAAUGCUAUAGUGAGCAGAGAAAAUAUACAUUUCCUCUUUUAUAUAAAUUAAAACCAAAAGAUAUUGACAGGAAAUUAAAACUAUCAAGGUGCUUCAUUCAAAAAGGUGCAUUACAACAUUCUCUUAGUUUAUUACAAACUAGUUUCAGAGGCUACAGAAAUAAAAGGACUAUGUAUAGCCUUUCAGAAAACAGGCAGGGAGCUGAGGAGGGCCAAAAUGAGUCUAGUGCAUUCCCGGGGGAGGGGGCCCUCACAACCCUUGGGGAUGGGGCCGCAUACCCCGGAGGGUGCAUGCCCAUGGGAGUCUGUAAGCCAGGUGGAAUCCCCAUUGGAGAACCCAUGGGAGGCCUCAUGCCAGGAGGUGGGCCCAUCAUGCCUGGAGGAGGUGCCUCUCUUCCCAUAGGUGGGGGAGGACCUGCACGACCAGGUGGGUACUGUGUUGGAGCCCCUGCACUACUGGCUGUGGCAGCAGCUGCAGCAGCUGCUAUGAUUUUCCCUGCGAAGCAGCACCAGACCAAGGACUUGCUUCUCUUCCCUUUCUGCUUGUUUGGAAUUCUUUGGCUUGAUCUUCCUAAACUCAUCACAAUCACAGAGGAUCAAAUUCAUAUGCUUGUCGAAAGCCUUGAAGGUCCCGAUGAAUAUCCGGCCAUCUUGCAGGAUGCACCUCAUUCUGUAGUCAAUGUGCUACAGCACCUUGCUGCUCUUGCCAACAGUCAUGGUGGCGGCCCUGAUGGUCAGAAGAAGUUUGGAGGUGAAAGUAAGAAUGGACCAUUGGAUGUCAGUUUUCGGAUAUCAUCCUUCAAACUACCCAUAUAUACUGCAGAUUCAUUGAAGUAUGUUUCAUUAUUGAAAAAGGAAAAAGAAGCUUAUUUUCCUGAGUAUGCUGAACUGUUUUCCACCUCAGAUUCAAAACCAAUAAUUAAAAAAGAUAUAAUCUCUGAGAACAAUAUAAGAGAGUUUCUUACAACACAGAGAGCUGGGCUAAAGAAAUACAUAAAAGGCACUGUGAAGAAAAGUUUGUUUUUGAUAUGA